AUGUCUGACAUCACCUCCACAAUCAUCUCCACUGCGGACGAAGAGCAAGGAUCGAUCGCUGGCCCAGAUGAUAGCCUCCAGAUUCCUACAUCUUAUGGCAAAGUCUCCAUGGGUGUCAAAUCUAGCCGUGGCAGUCCACUAAAGUGCAAAUGGAAGCACUGUGAAUACUCAGGUGGAUUUUCUCAAAUGGGAGCCCUGCUACGCCACAUCAAAACAAAGCACAUCUCGCCGGGCUUAUAUGAAUGCCCCGAGGGAGAGUGCCGGAAGUCGUUCAAUCGAAAGGAUAACUUGACUGCGCAUAUCCGGAAUGUUCAUCGCGCGAGCGUUUGA
Penicillium concentricum is the source of this 330-nucleotide messenger RNA. Its product is annotated as Zinc finger C2H2. Bases 1 to 330 code for a protein of 109 amino acids. The transcript has 2 exons. The record is from RefSeq and is a predicted model, not a curated record. Lineage: Eukaryota; Fungi; Ascomycota; Eurotiomycetes; Eurotiales; Aspergillaceae.